AUGAAAACAAAUAAUUAUUAAUAAAAGGUAGAUGAAUGCACAGAAGCUUUUUUAAAUCAAUUAGAAGUAAUAUUAUUUAUUAAUAUAUUUAAUAGUCUUCAUUCAAUAAUAUUAACAAUGAAAUAGAUUCACUUCUUAAUUUAACUGAUUUAAUAAAUUAUAAUUAUCAACCUAUUACAUUAACUUCUGUUAAUACACCUAAAACUAAUUUUGAGAAAUUAAGCCUUGCUCAAUAAUUAUCUUAAGACAUGUAAUCAUUAAUAACACAUAAUGUUAACAAUUAAAUUAAUCACAAAAUAAUACCUAUAAAAUAAGAAGAGAAUUUGCAAAUUUUAGGUCAUAAACAAUAUAUGACUUAAGAAAUUUAAAAAGAAAAGAUAGAUAGAAUUAAAAAAAAUUAAAAAUCAAUUGAAUAAAAAGUACCAGAUAAAGAUUCCCUAUUAAAACCAUCAAAUAAAUAAAUGUCAUUACUCAAUAAUUAAUCAAAUAAUGAAAAAUUAGAAACUAUUUCAUCUAUUAAUAAUUCAAAUGUUAAAUCAUUCACUUAUUAACUAAUUUAACAAUAUUCAAUUUCAUAAAAUGAAUGUUGUAGGGCAAUAGAUAUUAAUAAAGAUUGUUCAAUCUUAUUGGCUGGAUGUGAUAAAGAAAUUAAAGUAUUUGAAUUUAAUUAAGGAAUUAUGAAAUUAAAAUAAAUUUUAAGUGAGCAUAAUAAUGAUGUACAUACUCUAAAUUUUAUGAAGAAAACAAAUUAGUUUAUUUCUGGGAGUUAUUAAUCUAUCAUUAUAUGGUAAUAUAAUUAAAAUCAAUAAUAUGUUACUUAAUAGAUAUUAAAUGGACAUAAUAGUUGGAUAUAUUGUUUAAUAUUAAAUAAUAAUGAAGACUUGAUUAUAUCAGGAGGUUCAGAUAAUACAAUUAAAUUUUGGAUGAAAAAGAAUGAAUGGACGUGUUAACAAACUAUUAAAGAUCAUUAUAAUUCUGUAUUUGGAUUAAGUUUAAAUUAAUAGUAAAAUAGAGUGGUCUCUUGUGGCAAUGAUAAAUAAAUAUUAAUAAUUGAACAAUAAUAAUAGAAUAAAGAAUGGAUUGUUACAUAAAAAAUUACAGUUGAAUUAUCUACAUUACGAGUAUGCUUUAUUGAUAAUGAUAUAUUCACAUUAUCACAAUGUGGUUAAAAUUAGAUAUCUAUUUUUGAGAUGAACACUAUCAAUAAAUAGUUUACAAAGACUAAAGAUAUUGUUGUAAAAUGUGGAUCAGAUGGUUAUUGUUUAUUUCCUUAAUAAUAUUUAAAUUCAAAAUCCAUAUUAUUCAGUAAAAAUGGUGAAUAUGUCAAUUUAAUAAGGAAAAAAUAAAAUGGAGAAUAUUUAACUGAAUAAUCUAUUCAUUUUAAUACAAAUGUUUUAUUUGGAAGAAUAAGCGAUGAUGGAGAGUAUCUAAUAACUUGGGAGAACAAAUCAAAAGAAAUACAACUCAGAAGAUACAAAGAAUAAUGA
Messenger RNA from Paramecium pentaurelia, 1487 nucleotides. The record is from the annotation of a GenBank genome assembly. Lineage: Eukaryota; Ciliophora; Oligohymenophorea; Peniculida; Parameciidae.